Molecule: messenger RNA, 1633 nt
Organism: Cucurbita maxima (winter squash)
Lineage: Eukaryota; Viridiplantae; Streptophyta; Magnoliopsida; Cucurbitales; Cucurbitaceae
Product: polygalacturonase At1g48100
Exons: 5
Coding region: 112-1497 (461 amino acids)
Biological process (GO): carbohydrate metabolic process
Molecular function (GO): polygalacturonase activity
Source: RefSeq, a predicted model, not a curated record
UGCUUUGUGUUCAUCCCAUGUUGAAAUACCCUCUUGGGUUCUUGAGAAAUCGAAGUAAUUUCGUUGAAGAAAGUGUUUUUUGAGUGUUUUGAGACAUACCCAUCGCAAAAAAUGUCUAAUUUUGUGUUGUCAUUGUCAUUUUGGGUUACAUUUUUGUGUUGUCUUCUUUGUUCUUCCCAAGCUCGAUGGCAUCAUCAUUCCAAGCAAAAACACUCUCACCAUCAUAAACGUAGCUACAUUUCACAUCCUCCUACUCCUUCUCCUUCACCGGGCGAUGGCGAUUACAUUAACGAAACGAAUAUCUUUGACGUGCGAGGCUUUGGUGCUGUCGGCGAUGGCGUUGCCGACGACACUGAGGCGUUCAAGAUGGCUUGGGAUACGGCGUGCCAGAGUGACGACGCUGCAGUCGUGCUCGUUCCUUAUGGCUACUCGUUUAUGAUUCAAUCAACAAUCUUCACUGGCCCUUGCCAUGGUCAUCUCAUGUUAUGGGUUGAUGGCACAUUGAUGCCACCGGAUGGCCCUGAUGCAUGGCCGAGGAAUGCUAGUCGCCGGCAGUGGCUGGUGUUUUAUAGAAUUGAUGGGAUGUCCUUAGAGGGUGGAGGUGUGGUUGAUGGGCGAGGUCAAAAAUGGUGGGAUCUUCCUUGCAAACCACACAAGGGACCAAAUGGAACCACGUUACCGGGACCGUGUGACAGCCCAAUUGCUAUAAGGUUCUUCAUGAGCUCGAAUUUGACUGUCCAAGGACUUAAAUUCACAAACAGUCCUCAGUUUCACUUCAGAUUCGACGGCUGCAAAAAUGUUCAUAUAGAGUCAAUUCAUAUAAAGUCUCCGGGUCUUAGUCCCAACACGGAUGGUAUCCACAUUGAAAACACAAAUGACGUCGGGAUAUAUAAUUCAAUCAUUUACAAUGGGGAUGAUUGUGUAUCAAUUGGGUCGGGUUCAUAUGAUGUAGAUAUCAGAAACAUCACGUGUGGACCAAGUCAUGGAAUCAGUAUCGGAAGUCUCGGUGUUCGCAACUCGAGAGCCUGUGUUACAAACAUAACGGUCAGGGACUCGGUGAUCAAAGACUCAGACAACGGUGUUCGGAUCAAGACAUGGCAAGGUGGCUACGGAGCCGUAAGAGGAAUAACAUUUAGCAACAUUCACAUGGACAACGUUAGGAAUCCCAUCAUUAUCGACCAAUUUUACUGUCUAACCAAAGAUUGCACCAAUCAAACCUCAGCUGUUUCAAUAUCAGACAUUGAAUACACAAACAUCAAAGGAACAUACGACAUUCGAAGCUCGCCUAUGCACCUUGCCUGCAGCGACGCCGUCCCGUGUACCAACCUAACGUUGUCGGAGAUCGAGCUCCUUCCUGCUCAAGGAGAUAUAGUGUUGGACCCUUUUUGUUGGAAUGCUUAUGGAGAUCUUCAAACACUUACUAUUCCCCCUGUCUCAUGCUUGCAAGAGGGGCUUCCUUCUUCUAUCAAAUUAAACAAUGACAAUGAGUAUUGUUGAUCCUUACCACAACAUACAAUCAUAUGUACAUAAAAUAAUCAGAGGAAUGUAGCUCGUUCAAAUUUAUAUGUCAUGUCACACGAUACCACAAAACAAAACAACUCCUAUCAAGUAGUUGAUUUAUAGCUACGUUAUA